This is a messenger RNA of Entelurus aequoreus (snake pipefish), 5341 nucleotides long. It is a transcript of the gene tnfsf12, whose product is annotated as TNF superfamily member 12. The coding region runs from base 242 to 976 and encodes 244 amino acids. Lineage: Eukaryota; Metazoa; Chordata; Actinopteri; Syngnathiformes; Syngnathidae. The transcript has 6 exons. Gene Ontology annotation, cellular component: membrane. The record is from RefSeq and is a predicted model, not a curated record. Gene Ontology annotation, molecular function: receptor ligand activity; tumor necrosis factor receptor binding. Gene Ontology annotation, biological process: immune response.
AAGUGCAGAGACACAAGAGGGGAGGAAAGGCUCUGAGCAUCAGAGCUCAGCUGGAGCCCCCCCUGGCCCCCCUCUACGGUCGUGCAGCCCCCAGCAGGACGAGGACGGCGGCAGACUGAAGGAUGCAACAGUUGCUGCAAGACAUCCGCAGCAUGUCCGUCCAAUUAGCGAGCGCUGGUCUUCAUUAACGAGCUGGAAUGGAUCCGAGGAGUAGCUCGGGGGUGAUCGGCGCACCGUGAGCAUGCAUCGCGUCGUGCACAGGAGGCGCAGGCUGCGGGCUCUGUGGGCUUCUCUGGCCCUGCUGGCUCUCUCCGUGGCCGCCUGCAGCGCGCUCUUCACGGCGUGGACUUGGCGUCAGACGCGGGACCUGUCCCAGUCCUUCCACAUCCUCCAGGACCGCCUGGAGCAGGUCAACAGGCAGAGGAAGGCCAUCGUGCAGCUCAUUCUGGAGAAGAGAGAGCUGCUGGUUGGACAGAGAGUCAAGAGAGAUGGGGGGACGCUGCGCGGGAAGAAUGGAAACGGGAAGAAAGCGGCGUCUCAUUUCGAGAUCACCAAAGUGUCCUCUCAGCAAGUGGGCGAAGGAGGCGUGAUUAAAGGCUGGGAGGAGCGAGUGCUGAAUAUGAGCAAAGCAGUGAGGUACAACAAGGAGGAGGGCACCUUUAUUGUGGAGAAAGCAGGCGUCUACUUCCUCUUCUGUCAGGUUCUCUUCAACGAACAGGAGUCUCAGUACGUCAAGCUGGACGUGGUGACCAGCGGCGGGAGGCCUCAGAAGCUGCAGUGCAUGGAAGGCUACGGGACCACCCCCUCGGCCGGGCCGCACCCCUCCCACUUCCUGAAGCCGUGCCAGGUGUCGGGCCUGCUGCGUCUGGACAAGGGCACGGAGCUGCACGCCAUGACGGGCCCGUCGUUUCGCCUGCACACGGUGGGCAACCCCUCGGCCUCGCCUCACGUCUUCAGCAUCUUCAAAGUCAACUGAGACGAGACGGACGCUAGCGCGCGGGGACGAUCGUUUGUUCCCCCCCCAACCCCCAGAGGAAAAACUCCCGGUGCCACGGCGGUUGCGGCGUGACAUUCUCCCGCCACCUCUUCCCGAAGACGCUCAUUUGAAAGACAAACCUGACAUUUGUGGAAGUUGUUGUGGACUCUGGAAAAAGCGCUGGUGUUUUGGAAAGGCCGUGCACAGACGCUGGACUGGAAGCGAGCGCUCCGGCCGAGGGACACAGACCGGAUGGAAGCUAUAUCUUCCUGGGAUUUCUAUCUUCGCCGUAUCCUGUCGUAAAUUCUUCUUCAUGCAGCCAACAGACGAGCUGUGCUUGCACCUUCAAACAUGACAAGAACAUGUCUUUUGUAUUUGCUACUUUUUGUCGUAUUUAACCAAUCCCAGCAUGAGUGUGAGGACCCGCAGAAAAAAGCAACAAGAACUAUCGACCAAUACCACUUUUAGCCUUAUGAAGCCUAAUCAAUAUAUUUAGCAUGAUUUAGCCACACUGAGGAUGUGUAUGCACUAUCCUUGGCCGGAAUAAUACGAACAAAAUCAAUCAAAAUAAUGAAUUUAGGAAUGUCAAAGUGCAAUCUGCUUGUCAGUGCUUGUAGAAAUGACCAAAAAAGGCAAGCAUUCCAGUGCCUUCUGCGUUGUGGGCUUGCCAGCAUUAGCAUGUAGCGACACAGCAGGCUUGUAUCCUCUCGAUGCUAACAACGAGUCAACAUUCUGCACUUUCAAACGUCAAAAUGUGCCAGCACGUAAAAAGCAGCAUGGCAUUUACAACGCAAACAUCUAAUGAAGUGGCAUGUCUUGUGUAAUAUUGUGUCUUCUUUCUUGCACAAAACAAACGUUAUUUCGAGCUGUGGUUUUGUGUACUCCCACUCUUGUUUAUAAGUAGUUUUGUGGUUUGUGGCGCUCAGCACUUUACUGCAGCAGACCGAGUGCUCUGAAGAACCAGCGUCCAAUGGAACACGGCACACUUUGAUUGCCUCAUCAGACGUUCUGCAUCUCACACACACACAAACACACACGCACUCACACAAUGCAUAUUUCCCCAUCAGCACUGAUUGGACUGCGCACACACACACACACACACGCACACACACACUAGCAGUAUUUUCGAUUACUCAAGCUAAGCACACAGCACAAAAAACAUUGACACAUACACACUUUCUGGCUCUAAUUCCUAUUUUUAUAACGGCCAAAGUUUAUACAACACACUUUCUUAAAAAAAACAACUUGUGAAGAUGUUUGUCUUUGGUGUCAUAUAAAGAGUUCUGUUUUGAAAAACUGUUUGAUCAGCACAUUUGAGCACUUCAACUAUUUAUUUGCAGUUAAUUGAAGCAUGAUGGGGGUGCUUUGAUACGCUUUGUGCAAGAUGCUUAAACCUUAAUGUAGUCAGUACAUGCUGAGCUAACUAAACAAAUCAACAUAUUUGCAAAUGAUUGUCAUAUCUAAAAAGACUGCACAAAAGUAUCAAUGUUAUUCUUACAAAAUGGCAAGAGCAAAAAAAAAACAACAAGCUGGGUGCCAAAAAUUAAACACUCUUGUCCAAAAGCGUGACGAAAGCUUUUCAAAACAAAAUACUGAAGAAUGUGAAUUUGGAGGUUCGGGGGAGCAAAAAAAAAAAAGCAUAAGAAAAAAAAAAAGUUUUUCUAAUUUAUUCCUCUCGUCCUUUUAAAGGCCAGACAAGCGCUCUUGCUUCUUUUCCACAACCUUGCUUUUAUUGCCCCUGGAAAACAUCAAAUCAAAUGAUCGCGAGCGCUUUGGUGAACUUUCUACAACUUCAUCUUUGAGGCAUAAAAACGACAGCGACGGGCCAUUAAUGUCUACAGUCUAUAGUUUAUUCUAUGUCGAGUCGAGCUUUAGGAGCCUAAUGUCUACUCCAGAAAGUUCCACCAAGAACCCUGAAGACAGACUUUUAUGUAACUUUACCACUGAGGAUCAUGUUCCUGGUUAAUUAGCUUGAAUGUGAACAACUUUAUUAUCCAUUUUCUUUUGCUUAUCCGGGUUCAGGUUGCAGGGACGACAGACUUCCUGGUCUCCAGCCACCUUCUUUAGUUCCAUCAGGAAGAGGACAUCUACGAGACUUAAUCCCUCCAGUGUGUCCUAGGUCUAUUUCUCCUAUUUGAGGUUUUCCUAGUGUAAUCAUUUAAAAACACGCUCUUACCUUAGCUAAAACUAAUUACUCUAAUCUCAUUCGCCUCAAUAAAAACAAUGCUAAACAUUGAUCCAACACAGUAGCAUCACUAACCCAGCAAGGGACUCCUCGCAUUAGCUCCACCCACUCUGCUGAUGACUUUAUGAAAUUCUUUACUAAGAAAAUUGAGCUAAUUUCAAAGGAGAUUAAAGAUAACACGGCCCAGUUCCAACUGGGUUCAAUAAACAGAAUAAACGCUCUCCAAAAUAAUCUCUUUCACAAUGAAGAAAUAACAUUAGAUUAGAGGAACUCUUGUGACUUGUAAAUGGGACAAAACAAAAUUGACCCACUUCCUGUGUACCUUAUCAAGGAGCUGUUUGUAAUAUUAAGACCAUCAGUGCUAAAUAUUAUUAACGUAUCACUUUCCUCUGGUACUGUUCUCCUAGCAUUCAAAAAAGCAGUUAUUCAUCCUCUGCUCAAAAGACCUAACCUCGAUUUUGGCCUCCUUUUAAACUACUACCACCCUCCCUUUAUCUCUAAAAUCCUCGAAAGAAUUGUUGCACAGCAGCUAAAUGAACACUUAGUGUCUAACAAUUUCUGUGAACCCUUUCAGUCCGGUUUCAGGGCAAACCACUCUACGGAGACAGCCAUCACAAAAAUGACUUAUUGCUAACUAUGGAUGCUGAUAGAUCAUCCAUGUUGCUGCUACUUGAUCUUAGCGCUGCUUUCGAUACGUCGAUCAUAACAUUCUAUUAGCACGCAACAUCUGCGGUUCCUCCCAAGGUUUCUCAUUGUCCCACUGGGUUGAGUUUUUCUCACCUGGAUGUGGGUUCAGAUCUGAGGAUGCUUUUGUGGUUUGUGAAGCCCUUUGAGGCACUUGUGAUUAAGGGCUAUAUAAAUACAUUUUGAUUGAUUUUUUUGAUUUGGGCACAAUAUGUUACGUCGGGGUCCCAUGGCUUUGCAAAGGUCGUUUCCCCAAAAUGCAGGUAAGAAGGAUGAUUUAUUAAAAUAACAGGGCAAAAAUACAAAAACAGGAAAAUGAGUGGACGGCACAAGAAGCUACGGCAAAGCUUAGCAAUAAGACCAGCCAACAAGGGAGCAAGAAGCAAGUAAUUCUAAAUUCAUAUCCAAAUCAACACUAGCGUAAAUGUUGCGUGUUGGGAACAAGACUGCCAGCCAGAGUGUGGCGCGAGGCAGGAAUAAAUAGCUCUCUGAUUAGUGACCAGGAGCAGGUGAGCAUCCCGACCACUAAUUAGAGGCAGGUGACAAAAAUCAGCAAUGAUGGCAACUAAGAACACACACCAGGGUGCUGAAACAAAAUUAACCCACAACUAAGGAAAUAUCAAACAAAACAAAACAUGACCCGGGCAACCGAUCAUGACACAAUAACCAAUAUUUGGGGCUGAGCUGGACAAGGAUUUAAGUUAUUUUUUAAAUUUGAUUAAGUUAGCACAAAAAUACAUCAUGGGAUUUCAAAAACACCUUUUUUUUAAAUUUACCAAGGAAAGUCCCAUUGAGAUUAUGAAUGUCUUUUUCAAGGAAAUCCUGCACAUGAAUACACAAAUGUAGGUGCCAGUGGGAGCAAGGUGGGUGAAGUGUCUUACCCAAAACACAACGGCCAUGAUUAGGAUAGCGGAAGCUGGGAUUGAACCUGCAACCCACAACUUGAUGGCAUGGCCACUCUACCAAUGAGCCACGCCGAUCCCUUUACUACGUGUGUCCAAGAGGAGAAUAAAAAUGUUCAUUUUAUAAUAUGGGAAAUCUCCUAAAAUUGGUUAAAAAAAUGGGAUUUAAUUUGCAAGCUAAUCAAUUAUAAAGCAGUUUAUGGAUUUCAUACAUUGUGAGGUUUCCUUGUGAGGAACCCUGGAAUAUUAGUUGGAUGGUUGGUUAAAGUUGAUUUCUAACAUGUAUACAGUUUCAAUAUGAUACAUCACAUAUUUUCAUUUCUCUUUACAUGUCCAAAGAGAAGUAGGAAGAAGCAAAGCUUGUUUAAUCCUUCUCCACUUUAUAGCGAUUAAUAACAUAUAUGUCCACUUCCCGUUCUCAAUGCAUAACACAAUUUACAUCAACAAUUCCUCAAUAUGGCAUGAUUGAUACGAAAAAUAUGAUUUCUAAAUAAGGCAAACAUUUAGAUAAAACAAAUUCUGGGAUCUUUCAUGUACCUUAUAGGUGAGACAUUUUACCAAACUGGCUGACAAUUUCUUCCUCAGUGUGACAGA